GUGGGAGUUCCUUGGGGUGCCCCGCCUUACUUGGAGGGGAGGUUGCUCUCCGCCUCUGUGGCCUUCAAGAGAAUUCACAGCACCAAUCCCCUCUCACCUACUGGCCACCCGCAGCGAGACGAGCACAACAGCACCUGCAGCUUCGUUAAGAGGCGGAUGAGACUGUCUUUGCCGUCUAUAGCGGCCUCGCCUCCUAAAGCGCUCUUCGCUUUGCACAUCGUUUGGUGGUUGGGCGCGCUUACUCUUCCUCCUCUUCAAUCUUCCGAAAAUACGAUACAAUCGGUUGCAGCUGCUUCGAGAGGCUGAUGGCAUUGUGCUCAGCAUCCUCAGCAUCCCCAGCGUCCUCGUCUCCCCUAGAGGCGUGUCUCGCGGCGUGCAUUCGGUGGGCGAGGGCGUGGGCGAUCGCACUUACCUCGCUCUCACUCCUCCCUUCACGCAAUCCUCGACAACACCACGCAAAUAUCUGCAGCGCCGACACAGGGCAGGAUGGCACUGCCCCAACCGUCCCCCACAUCUCCAGCUUCUUACGAGACGUCUCUCGCAGCCCCCAAUCGAUGGGGACGGCGAUCGCGCUUCUUUCACUUCUCCCAGUCCCCUCUCCCACCAACCCCCCACGCAACACUACACGAUCCGCAGCAGCACCAUCCACUGGUAGGUGGGAUUGUCUUUGGCAUCUUAGCACCCCAGUCUUGCUGGAUAGCUGGUCUUCCAAAGCGCGGCAGGUCGUGGGUUUCUUAGGUCACCAUGGAUACACUAUUGAUGUUCCCCACAAUCUUGACCCGGUCUCCUACACCACCACAUGCUCCAAUACUUCUCGUAAGGUGGUCUAGAGGCAUACCAAGGCUUGAUAUACACCCCCGUCACGUCUACAGACGGUCACUCGCUCGAUGAGGCCUGCAAUUGCGACUGACGAUGGCCUCUGCCUCCGCUAGGCUCUCCACACCGUUCCAAGUUGAAACGAAAAAUGGUAAGUCUUGACCUGAUUCUCUCCCACAACCCGAUUAUUCCCUCAAACGAUAAACAUGGCUG
Lindgomyces ingoldianus is the source of this 1029-nucleotide messenger RNA. RefSeq lists its product as uncharacterized. The record is from RefSeq and is a predicted model, not a curated record. Lineage: Eukaryota; Fungi; Ascomycota; Dothideomycetes; Pleosporales; Lindgomycetaceae. The transcript has a single exon. The coding region runs from base 306 to 830 and encodes 174 amino acids.